Molecule: messenger RNA, 2170 nt
Organism: Cladocopium goreaui
Lineage: Eukaryota; Dinophyceae; Suessiales; Symbiodiniaceae
Source: the annotation of a GenBank genome assembly
UUGUUUUAUGAUUUUUAUCAUUUGAAAGUCAUUUGUUGCAAUGGCAGCUUCGCCAUGUGCGGCCUUGCCGCCUGGCGCCACACGCAUUGCAACAUCAAAGACCCCGCUUGUUGCGGUGACACGGGUGACGGUGCCUUCAGUGACAACAUGGCAAAACGCUGUGUUCAAGCACUGGGUAUGGUUAGCACCCGCACUUGCUGUCCCAGGCCUCCGGGUUCAUCGGCAUCGGGGCAGACGGGGCAGACUGCUACGCCGGACACGGCGGCGCGGAAGCCAAUGGACUGAGGUGGCCGGUUGUCCAGUGUAUUUUCCAGAGGCCGAGCCGCCUUGCUGUUUGGUGCACUUUGUGGGUGGUGCCAUCAGCGGCUCCCUCCCCCGCACUUCGUACAGCAGAUUCCUUGAAGCCAUCGCAGAAGAGACAGGUGCCGUGGUGGUUGCUACGCCUUUGAACUCCAGCUUCGACCACGACCUUGCUGCCAAAGAAGCAGCAGAACACAUGGACAAUGUCCUACUUUCUUUGCAAAGACAAGGCCUUCGGCGCUUGGCCACGGCGCCAAUCUGGUCCUGUGGCCAUGGCACCGGUGCCGUGGUGCAGCUCCUGGUGGCGACCCGCCAUCGCCGGGCAGGUUUGGUUCUUCUGGGAUUGACGCCUGCACGCAGCCUGCCUUUGCCAAACUUACCGAAGCCUCUGGCGAGACUGCUGAGUGGAGGGCUAAAGCGCAUCUCUAAGAAGCAGCUGAAGCAAGGCGGCCGUUUUGCUGAAGCCUUGCUCCGUGGUGUGGCAGAACUGAACUCAUCUGCUGCAGAGAUGGAGACGACAAGUCCAACAUGGCCCAAGCUGUUGAAGGCAUUGGAGUCCUCGCCGCGUGGCGAGGUGUCCAACUUCCCUGCACAGGUUUUCCCUGGCAUCCUUUCGCUAGCUGAAAAUGUCCGGAACUUCACCCCAAGCCGGGAGGAACUGGCAGAACAGAUCCGUGCUGCCGCAGCCCUGCCAAAGCGGCUGCUGCUAGUGGAAUUCAGCAAUGACCCGCAGGACGAUUCAGCUUGGCUCUUGUCGGUGCUGGGCUGCCAACAAAAGGAACCCCCACAGGACGCUUGGGAUCCUCUAGAUGCCAUUGAAGCGGAGUUGGAGAAGGAGCUGGCCAAGAGCCUCGAGGAAGCCUGGGAGGAGUCCGACGAGGAGCAAGAGGAGGACGAGGAGGACGAGGAGGACGAGGAGAUUUCUGAAGCCCGGAAGCAGCUGGAAGCUGAAUGGGAGGCCGACGAUGGUAUUCAGGAGUGGGAAGAAGAUCAAGAGCAACCGCGAACAGUGGAGUUGAUUAGAUUGAAGGGUGAUUCCUGGAUACCCUUGGAUUUUCAGGAUGACUUGGAUCAGAUUCCAGGGGCCGUGGCACGGUUCCUGCGCCGGGAGGCACCGCCCCAAAGCGGCGGAGCGGCGCUUCGCGUGGCAGGAGCAUUCGCGCUGAAGGCACACCUGCUCCGCUUGACUGCGGGCACCAACCGUGGCUUUGGGCCAUUGUCCUUCAAGCUUCGGGGCGACAUCUUGGCAAGCAUUGCUGAGUUGGAAAAAAUGUCAGAUGGAUCGCUGCCAGUCGAUGGCACAGUUUCAGAGAAGCUCUUCGGGAGAUGGCGUUUGAUGUGGUGUACCGCGCCAGCUGUUCUUCUAUUGGGUGCAAUGCCCUUUGUAGACUGCGGGGAGAUCGAGCAGAAGUUCACGAAAUCAGGUGACUCCCAACAGGAGCUGGAGCUCAUCACUUGUGCCCGUUUGGCGCCUGUGGGUUCGGCUCUUGUGCCAUGGCUGGUGCCUGAAACACAGGUACGGUUGCGGGCCAAGGUGGAGGUGAUUUCUUCCAGGCGUUUCCUACUUCAUUUUCGCUCGCUUGACCAAUUGCUUUUGCCAACGAGGAACGAGAAUCUCAACAUCACUUUCCUCGAUGACGAGAUAAUGAUUGCACGAUCUGGCGAUGGAGCGGUUUUCUUGUGGCUUCGAGCAUGAAAAAUCCUGCUGGCCACGGACAUGGUAGUUAGGUCAACAGUUACAUCGAGAGGAGAAACACAAUCGGAUCCGUUUGAAGAUCAUUGCGAUCCUUAGUGACGCAUCGUGACCCAAAACCUUUAGUAGCAGCUCGUCAUUCAGCCAAAGCGCUGGAAAGCCCACAGAGUUCCAAAA